GCAGUUGGCGCCCAGGACGCGGCGCGGUGCCGGCGAGGGCACAGCUCUGCCAGCGAUCUCCGGUCUGCGCCGCGGGAGGACGGUAGCUUCCGGGUCUGCAGACAGGAGGAGAAGAUGAAGGAAGAUUGUGCACCCAGUUCUCACGUGCCCAUCAGUGACAGCAAAUCCAUUCUGAAGUCGGAGCUCUUAAACCUGCUGAAAACCUACAACUGCUACCAUGAGGGCAAGAGCUUUCAGCUGAGACACCGAGAGGAGGAAGGAGCUCUGGUCGUCGAGGGGCUCCUCAACAUCGCCUGGGGGCUGAGGCGGCCCAUCCGCCUCCAGAUGCAGGACGACCGGGAGCCGGCGCCUCUCAUCAGCCGCCUGGACGCCGGGCAGCCCAGCUGCCGCCUAAAGGAGCCGCUCCUGCAGGGUGGCACCGCCCAGCAGCCAGGCCCUCAGCCCUCCGAGCACAGGCCUGAGCGUGCCAGCGACAGCUCAGGGACAGCGUCACAGCAUGUCACCGGUGCUCCGCCGGGGCCUGACCCCGCCUCCCUUCCCGCUGCAGGGCCCCCGGAGGAGGACGAGGAGACCCCACAGCUGAUGCGCACCAGGAGCGACGCGGCCUGUGUGAUCCAGAGGAGGCCCAGGUGCCGCACCCCCGGCGACACCCAGAGGACCCGGCGACACCGCUUCUCCAUCAACGGGCACUUUUACAACCACAAGACCUCCGUGUUUACGCCUGCGUAUGGGUCCGUGACCAACGUGAGGGUCAACAGCACCAUGACCACCCUGCAGGUGCUCAGCCUGCUGCUCAGCAAGUUCCGGGUGGAGAACGGCCCCAGUGAGUUCGCACUCUACGUUGUUCACGAGUCGGGGGAGCGGACAAAAUUAAAAGACUGUGAGUACCCGCUGAUUUCCAGAGUCCUGCACGGGCCCAGUGAGAAAAUUGCCAGGAUAUUCCUGAUGGAAGCCGACCUGGGCGAGGAGGUGCCCCAUGACGUUGCUCAGUACAUUAAGUUUGAAAUGCCGGUGCUGGACAGUUUUAUUGAAAAAUUAAAAGAAGAGGAGCAAAGAGAAAUAAUCAAACUGACCAUGAAGUUCCAAGCCCUGCGUCUGACGAUGCUGCAGCGCCUGGAGCAGCUGGUGGAGGCCAAGUAGCCAGCCAGAGCCCGCCUCUUCCGAAGCCACCAGCAGCCAAUGCACACCCAGUGCCUGUGAGCGGGCCCUGACUGGCAUCCCCACCUGAGGAAUCAGCACCUGUCUACCUGCCUAAGUACCACGAAUCCCACAUCCCUGGUUCUUAUCUCCAAGGUGAGCACUCGCAGGACCCAGACGCUGGCCUGAGUAGCAGGAACUUGCUGGUGGGGUUUCCUGCUGGUUCAGUGGGAGCUGCGUGAAAGGCUGCUCUGGGCAUUGAACAGCCCUGGCGCUGACACCUGCCACUGGAUGGCGUGGCUAGUCCUGUUCACGCCACACCUCCUGCUUAGGAGAGCAGUGCCUACCCGUGCCCCGGGAGCUGGCUCAGCCCCUCAGGGCCCAGCCCCGUCCUCUGCGUCCACGUGAGCCACCUUGUGCUGCGCUCAGGAGCUCUGCCGGGAAGGCAGGGCUGCCUGCAGGGAUGGAAUGUGCCUACUCCCAGCAUCACUUCACCGUGGCGUCCCAGGCUCCUGGCCUCCAAACAUCUGAUGUCGCUCCGUGAGCCUCACACAGCCCAGUGCGCCGGAGGCAGAGGCCGGACAGGAAUAAGACCACAAGCACCUCUUCUCUCUGCAGCACUAACUCUAAACUCCCUCCGCAAGACCUGAAGGAAUUCUUAUAAGGAACUCACUGAGGAGGUGGCCCACAUGGUAUUGGAUGUACGACACCUUGUGGGAGAGUCCGGGGUCCAGGGGCUGUGGUCAGCGGCUCGAGAAGGCAGUGCCCAGGCCCCGCCACACUUCCCUCUCUGGGCUGCAGCCUCCAUGCAAAGUACUUCCCGCAAAGGCGUGCGAUGAGGAGAAAUGUCAGCCUGCGGAGAAAGGGCUUUGAAUUCAUUGGGACCAGACACUGAACCAUGUGGGUUGGUCAGCUGAUGGAGAAUUUCUGGAAGGAAUAAGAAGUCUCCUGCAAAACUAUGCAACAAUUUAUGUCAGUCGUGGUGUGUGUCAGCAAGCUAAAGACCAAAUUCUUUUCCCACUGCCGGUGGGGGGCAGACUUAAAGGGGAGAACCAGCGAGGCCUCCAAAUGCAGGCGGGGAGAUUCGCCCUCCGCCUCAGCAGCGGCUCCUCGGAGCGCCCCCAGGAGCAGAGCUGGGGAGCAGCCAGGCUGCGCGGUUUGCUGCCUGCGCCCCUUGGCAGCGUGGUUUCCUAGGUGCUCAAUAAAGGUGUGCUCCACUGAGCUGGAGGAGGCAGGA
Messenger RNA from Myotis daubentonii (Daubenton's bat), 2374 nucleotides. It is a transcript of the gene RASSF4, whose product is annotated as Ras association domain family member 4. The record is from RefSeq and is a predicted model, not a curated record. NCBI's taxonomy places the organism in Eukaryota, Metazoa, Chordata, Mammalia, Chiroptera, Vespertilionidae. Gene Ontology annotation, biological process: signal transduction.